Alternaria novae-zelandiae is the source of this 1020-nucleotide messenger RNA. RefSeq lists its product as uncharacterized. The record is from RefSeq and is a predicted model, not a curated record. Lineage: Eukaryota; Fungi; Ascomycota; Dothideomycetes; Pleosporales; Pleosporaceae. The coding region runs from base 1 to 1020 and encodes 339 amino acids. The transcript has 4 exons.
AUGUCUGACACCGACCCCGCCGAUUCUGCGCUUCUCGUCGAAUCGCAAGCCAUCGAACAACUCAACCGCGCAAGGCGCCAGCUUCGUCGAUCCAGAAACUCUGUUCGUGCGUCAGAACAUAUACUCCAGCUACUCAACCGGCUUGUGCCCAGCCUCACAAUUGACGAGCUUCGAGAACUUUCGCAAAUUCAACGGAGCAUGGCGCGUAACUUACGUACACGAGGUGAAGCUACCGGAACUACAGGCGAAGGCGAGAACAUUGUUGUUCCAGUAUCUGUACCUCAAGCCCAAUCCGCUCUCAAGCCUGCCACGACGCUUGUUUCUAUGCUGCCAAAGACCCCAUACAGCGAGGUGAAGGAGGCAGAGGGGACCGUGAACACACCCGCUUAUACCAAAGUACAACUGGCGCUCUUAGAGUACCUUAACAAGCACGCAUCCGAGAAGCUCACGGUCCGGCAAGCUCAUAACUGGACAGAACGUAUUGCAGACAACAUGCAUCCCGCUGCCAAGGAUGCGCUGCGUCUCUGCUACUACAUGCGCUCGCAGGGCUUCGACACGUACGCCGAUGUUCGGGAUGGCUCCAUCGAGCUGUAUCUCUCUAAACAGGCACCAGAGAAGGGUCGCAGCAAGGCCUCGUUGUAUUGGAAGCAGAAUUACUCGACGAACGCCAUAGAGCACACGGUAUCUGAAGCAUAUAUCCCACCCCGUCCGGCGCGAUACGACGAUUUCAUGCCCUCGAUGGUCUCCGGGGCUCAACUUCUGAGUGAUCUCUUGGCUGGGCCAGAUCCAAGUAUCCCUCAACAUCCAGGUGGCCCUGGAGAGGAUGCAGGAGACCAGGCCGCUCCGGUACCGGAGGGCGACCAAGCACAAGAAGACGUUGAACCGGCCGAGCAUGAUGUCGCUACUAUGCUCGCCGUCGCUCAAGCAGACUUGGAGGCUCAGUUCUUGUCUGAUACCCCCGAUUCAGACGCCGUUGAAGCUCUGCUCGCCCGCAUUGAGCAGCUCAACAGCCAGGAAUGA